Messenger RNA from Aspergillus melleus, 1575 nucleotides. RefSeq names its product putative carboxylesterase. The transcript is spliced from 3 exons. Gene Ontology annotation, molecular function: carboxylic ester hydrolase activity. Lineage: Eukaryota; Fungi; Ascomycota; Eurotiomycetes; Eurotiales; Aspergillaceae. The record is from RefSeq and is a predicted model, not a curated record. Bases 1 to 1575 code for a protein of 524 amino acids.
AUGAAGCCUUUUUACGGGCUGCUAUUGCCCCUUCUGGCAUCCGCCCUUCCUACUGGCGCCCCAGUGGUCGAUCUAGGAUACUCGACCUAUCGAGGCGUCAGACUCUCCGGAGGCAUAGAUCAAUAUGUGGGCAUGCGUUUCGCUGCGCCACCACUUGCAGAAUUGAGAUUCCGUGCUCCUAGAGAUCCAGUCCAGGAGACGUCUAUACAAAAUGCAUUCACCUUCGGACCAUCUUGUCUCGGCGUCGAACAGGAGGUCUCUGCUGAGAAAUCCGAAGACUGUCUAUAUAUCAACGUGUUCGCUCCCUCGAACGCCACAGACCUGCCUGUUUGGAUAUACAUCGAGGGCGGAGGAUACGCCACCAAUUACGAUCCCAACUAUAAUGGCACCAACGUGAUCCGAGAAUCAGGCCACAACAUCAUUUUCGUCAAUUUCAACUACCGCGUCGGCGCCCUCGGCUUUUUGGCCAGCGAGAAUGUCCGUCGUGAUGGUGAUUUGAACGCCGGUCUCUUGGAUCAGCGAAAGGCGUUGCACUGGGUGCAGCAACAUAUCCGCAAGUUCGGUGGAAACCCAGACCACGUCGUGAUCCAAGGAGUAUCUGCCGGCGGUGGUUCUGUAGCUCACCAUCUCACCGCGUACGGAGGCCGAGACGACGGACUGUUCAUCGGUGCAGUCGCUGAGAGUCCGUUCUGGCCUGCCCAGCCCACCGUGGCGGAGGCUGAAUCCCAAUUCGACCGGUUCGCCAACGAAACCGGAUGCUCGGACUCUCCGAACAUUCUCUCCUGUCUCCGGUCUCUCAACAUAUCCACCCUGGAACAGGCGAACGUGCUACAUCCUCUCCCUGGUGCUUCCGACGAGCCCAUAUCGUUAUGGUACUGGUUGCCAGUUGUAGACGGCGACAUCAUUCCAGACAGUUUAUACAAUCUCUUCGAAGAAGACAAGUAUCUAAAGGUGCCACUGUUAGUGGGAAGUAACACAGACGACGGGUCCGAGUUUGCAAACAAUGCCACCACCCCGGCCGAAGUAUCCGCGUUCAUCAAAAACAACUAUCCCCAUCUCACGCCCGAUCACCUGGAGGCGAUCAACCACGCCUAUCCUCAAGAAGAGCCCAUGCCACAGCACGCAGCAUACUUCCCGUCUGCCUCGGCCGCCUACGGCGAUGCCGCAUUCACCUGUCCCAGCAUGUUCAUGGCAGACGCCAUGAUGCGAUCCACCGGCCAAGUGUGGGAUUACCUGUUCGACGUGCAUGAUCCGGCCAUGGAUGCCAUCGGGCUCGGCGUUCGCCAUAUGCUUGAGACGGAGGCCAUUUUCGGGGUCGGGUACGGGGGUGUCCAUUAUGAUGCGUACGCUGCUGAGAAUGCGGCCAUCGUGCCAGUGACGAUGAAUUAUUUUAUCAGUUUCGUGAGAGCGUUGGAUCCGAAUGUGUUUCGGAAGGUAGGAACGCCGGAAUGGACGAGAUGGGGACAGGGAGAGCAACUCUUUCUGCAGCAGGAGACGGAGAUGGGAGUGGUUUCGCGGGAAACGAGGGAUCGGUGCGAUUUGUGGAGGGCGCUGGGUCCCGUGAUGGAGGUGUAG